CGGCGGCGGCGUGAAGUCCGGUGCCUGCUGUCGGGACUAGAGUGCUAGAAUUUCGUUGCUCUUGCUGACUAGAUGCAAGGAAACACCAGAAAAGGAUACCAUGGGACAAACGGCGAAUGAAGAGUCGAUGGCUGUCAAGAAGGUUGAUGAAGAGAAACCCUCUGAUUCAAGCAGAUCAUCUGUGCAAAGUGAUUAUUUUAAUUGGGAUGAAUAUUUGAAAGAAACUGGAUCCAUAAGUGCUCCUUCAGAAUGCUUCAGACAGUCUGAGAUUCCACCAACUAAUGACUUCAAAAUUGGCAUGAAAUUGGAAGCCCGUGACCCUCGGAAUAUGACUUCAAUAUGUGUCGCCACCGUCAUUGAAUGUAUUGGGGCCAGAGUACAUUUACGGCUGGAUGGUAGUGAUGAUAAGAAUGACUUUUGGAGACUUGUUGAUUCCUCAGACAUUCAACCCGUUGGAACAUGUGAAAGGAAAGGACAGUUUCUUCAGCCUCCAUUAGGAUACCAGAUGAGUGUGUCAUCUUGGCCUAUGUUUCUCCUGAAGACAUUAAAUGAAGCUGAGAUGGCAUCUGCUACAUUAUUCAAGAUGGAACCACCAAAGCCACCCCUAAAUAAUUUUAAAGUGGGGAUGAAACUGGAGGCGGUUGACAGAAAGAAUCCUUUCUUUAUCUGCCCGGCAACCAUUGGAGAUGUUAAAGGAGAUAAAGUCUAUGUUCAGUUUGAUGGUUGGAGUGGAACAUUUGAUUAUUGGUGCAAGUAUGACUCCAGAGAUCUCUUCCCAGUUGGGUGGUGUUGCCUGACAGGAGAUGUAUUACAGCCAAUUGGAAAAAAGGCUAAAAAAAAAACACCCAAGAGCAGAGGAGUGACCAGACCUCUGAAAGAUGAAGAAGAAGCCAUAGUUCCUGAUACAAAGGCUGUAGCUGAAGCACAAUCUUCUGCUUCUGGAGAGACCCAGCGGCUGGUGCAAACUCCGAAGAAAACCAUGGCAACACCAGCAACAGGGUCAACAAGGAAAUCUGGUAGAAUUAAAAAACCUAAAUCUAUUCCAGUUCCUAAGAAGGGGAGCUCUGUUAAAACUACCACUUCAAAGAAAACCAAGGAAAAAUUUAUUCCUGUAUUAUGUUCCACAUCUUCAGCUUCUCUGCGUUCUCUGACCAGAGGCCGUGGCAGUUCUAAGGAUGCUAGUUCUGGACCAUCUAAAAUAGUGAUGUCUACAGUCUGUGUCUAUAUAAACAAACAUGGAAACACUGGCCCUCACCUGGAUCCAAAGAAAAUCCAGAAUCUUCCUGAUCACUUUGGCCCAGGCCCUGUGAAUGUGAUACUUCGUAGGACUGUGCAGUCCUUCGUGGAUUGUGCCUUUGAGGCAAAGACUGUUUUUGGAUUUCUCAAGCCAGAUAAUCGUGGAGGAGAAGUGAUAACUGCCUCCUUUGAUGGAGAAAAUCAUGCCAUCCAGCUCCCUCCAGUAAAUAGUGCAUCAUUUGCUCUUCGCUUUCUUGAGACUUUGUGUCACAGCCUGGAGUGUGAUAACCUUUUGAGUAGCCAGCCUUUUAGCUCUUUUAAGGGUAAUAUUCAUAGCCCUAUAAAGCAAGAUAAACCAGUGACCGAGGAACCAAGUGAAACUCAGAGAAUGAAACGACCUCAGGAACCAAUACAUUUUGAAGCUGCCCCUCAUAAGCUGCCCAAAUUAAUGAUACAUCCCUCUAAAGAAAAAUUGUUGCUUGAAGGACCUGAUAUGCUCCUAGAGGAAAAAACUCUUGAAGAUCCCAAGAAUCCACCACUAAGUGUAGGAGAUUGUUUGAGUUCUGUCUGUGAAAUUCUGCCAGCUACCUCAAGUUUACCUUCAGAGGAGAAGAAAUCACCUACCAAGAGCAGUUACUUUGACUCUCCAUUUCAAAUGCAGAGCAAAAGUGAAGAUCCAAGUUAUAUAGCUGUACCUGACCCCAGUGUCCUGAAACAAGGCUUCUCUAAGGACCCUUCAACCUGGUCUGUGGAUGAAGUGAUACGGUUUAUGAAACAUACAGAUCCUCACAUAUCAGGCCCCCUCGCCGACCUCUUCAGGCAACAUGAAAUUGAUGGCGAUGCUCUGCUUCUACUGAAGAGUGAUAUGAUGAUGAAAUAUAUGGGGUUGAAGCUGGGACCAGCAUUAAAACUAUGUUACUACAUUGAAAAACUUAAAGAAGGAAAAUACAACUGAAAAACGCACAAAUUUAGUUUAAACAUAAUUCUCAGGUGUUCUGAAAACAUUUUAAUUUAGAAACAUUUGUCUUCUCUUAGAAGAUUUUAUUUCAUGGAAUAUUACUAUAAAAUGUAUUAUCAGAUUUUUAGAACUACAUUUUACGUGUUUAUAAAAUGUUUAAGAGCUUUGGGAGGUUACUCAACCGAUACAAUGACUUCCUAAGAAUUACAAGGCACAUAGUUGAAACUCGAAUACUUUUAAAAAAUAAAUACAAUAAAAACCAUUUAACAUGUUAGCACUACAAUACUUAAAUUGGCAAUGCAUUUGUCUUUUUACUAUUUUUAUGGUAUAGUUUACAAAUAUACUUACAUGUAGUAAACAGAAUAAAAGUCUUUGAUUCUAGUUAAUCUUUAAAGCCAAAACAGCUAAAUCCCAAAGGGGAAAAAAGCUUUUAUGAAUAAUCUGUAAGAGUUUUUAUCAGAAGAGAAUGUAAAGAUGCACCUAUUAGCUCUAAAAUAUUUUUAUUUUACAGUGUUCCGCUAGUUUCCUGAAAGAGAUAGCCAUCUGCAUUAGUUUUCUUUCUGUUAUUGCGGCCCUUGGGAUUUUAUUUGCUCAUAUUUAAAGGAAAAAAACAAGCUUAUAUGAGCUUUCAUAGACUAUUCUUAAUCAAUUUUUGAUCAUUUUAAAAAAUUAUACAAUAGAAUGGUCACUUUGUGAAGAAAAAGUUUACACUACAAGAAUGGUUUGAAUGGAUCUGGAUUUAAGUUUUUCAAUAAAAUACCUACUUAAAACUUCCUAUAUUUUUGCUAAGCGUGGACAUGAGGUAUCAGUUUCUCACAGUCUUGGUAACAAGAUGCCUGUGUCCAAAUAUUUUAAAGCUAUAUAUGUUUGAUUGUGUUUAUUCUUCAUAUGGAUACUUUACCAUAUCAUAUUAUUCUCUACCUGUAUGGAUACACACAUGAGUGUUUUCUUCUUGAAUUUAAUAUGGCACUUUGCACUGCUACAUGAUGAACUAUCAUGUAAUUAGAAGCGUUUAUUCUGUAAAAAAUAUAUAUGUAUUACCCAUACCUCAGUUUAUUCUUCAGGUGAUAAGAAACAAUCCAAUCAGCUUCCUUACAGGGACAGUCUCUUUCCUAUGCAAUAGUUCUAGUUAAUUUGCUUAUUUCUGAGCCAUUUAUUCUUCCAUGUUUUGAAAGAUACAUUAGUUCUGACUUACAGCUCCAGGUUUUAUGAAUUAGAACUUUUAAGAGGAAAUGGUGCUAUAUGUCUAUUGGCAUUACUUUAUAUAACUUUGGUGUAAUGUUUAUAAGCUAUGAGAUUUUUCUAAAUACCAAUAAAAUGUUCAUUAGGGCAAGAAUGUAUAGUUUCUUUUCAGAAAACCAAGUAAAUUUUAGUCAAGGAUGCAAUUACUUAAAGCAUCACUUCAUCUAUGUUAUUCUUUGUAAGAGUAGAUUCUUACUUAAAUUUGAUCUUCUUUCAAAUUGUUUGUAUGAAGAUGCUGUGCCCAGUUGAACAAUCCUCAGGUAUUUGUAUAAAUACUAUGUUUUGAAAUUUCCAUAUUUUAAAAUAUUAUAAUAAAGUUAACUGCAGCAAUUAA
Messenger RNA from Dipodomys spectabilis (banner-tailed kangaroo rat), 3770 nucleotides. RefSeq names its product Scm polycomb group protein like 2 (gene Scml2). Gene Ontology annotation, cellular component: nucleus. Lineage: Eukaryota; Metazoa; Chordata; Mammalia; Rodentia; Heteromyidae. The transcript is spliced from 16 exons. Bases 101 to 2191 code for a protein of 696 amino acids. Gene Ontology annotation, biological process: regulation of DNA-templated transcription. The record is from RefSeq and is a predicted model, not a curated record. Gene Ontology annotation, molecular function: protein binding.